AUGGUACGUUCUGUCUUGGUGUUAUCGCUUCUGUUUGUGGCGUUUCACAGUUCUACUGCAACAUCAAGACAAUGGUCAAGUUGGAACUCUUGGUCAAAUAACAAAGGAAGUUACAAACACAGAUGUGACGCGUAUGCUGACAUAGUAUUUGGCUAUGACGAUUCCGGAAGUAUCGGUUCUCAGGCGAACUUUAACCUUAUGAAGACUUUUAUGAAAGAUGUCGUUGGAUCAUUCUCAAACAUUGGCAUUAGUGGGACACAGUUUGGCGCAUUGUGCUUUGCGCAAAGUGUAAAGAAUCAUUUCCAUCUUAAUGCGCAUACCAGCAGUUCGGCUAUACAGAACGCUAUAAUGAAUUUUGGUGUCCGAAAAGGAAGUGCAACUGCUAUAGGAAAAGCCUUACAGUAUAUGAGAAGUCAUAGCUUUGCCAAUGGAAAUAGAAAUAUACCACCACGUGUUUCACCAGCUAAAAUCGUAAUAAUCUUAACUGACGGCCAGAACAAUGCAGGACCAGACCCAAUAGCACAGGCAGCCCUUCUCAAAGCACAAGGCGUUGUUAUUAUAGCUAUUGGUAUUGGAAACCGUGUCAGUAAAUCUCAACUCGAGGCCAUUGCCUCCAACAAACAAUAUGUAUUCACUCCAUCAAACUUCGGCGCACUCAGAACUCUUGCUGUACAAAUAGGCAGACUUACUUGCCGAGUGUGUAGAGCUGGACCUGUUGGACCUACAGGAGAAAGAGGACUACCUGGACAUAGAGGACCAGCCGGUCCACCAGGCGCAAGGGGACCACCGGGACCAAAAGGAAGUGAUGGAGACCAGGGACCAGCCGGACCACAAGGACCUGAAGGGCAUAUGGGUUCACCAGGCCCAAGAGGACCACCAGGUGACCAAGGAUCAAAAGGUGUGCCUGGAAAAGAUGGAAAAGAUGGGGAACAAGGAGCUGCUGGUCAACCAGGAGGGAAAGGUGCUACAGGGGAUCCUGGUAAGGAUGGCGAUGACGGCGAACCUGGAGACCCUGGAAGACCCGGUCCACGUGGACCACCUGGCGAACAAGGGGCAAAGGGUCAGCCAGGUCAUCCCGGAAACAGAGGCAAACGAGGUCCAGAAGGACCAGCUGGUGCAGCUGGAAGAAACGGAAACCCUGGCCCACAAGGGCCCCCAGGACCUAAAGGACCACGUGGUGAUAAAGGAGAAAGAGGUAACGUUGGACCACGGCCAUCACCAGGAAGACCAGGUCCACCUGGACCAAAAGGACCAAAAGGACCGAAUGGAAAGGCUGGAUUUAAAGGACAAAUUACAAUUAUCAUUGAAAAAGGCGGCCAAUACAGACCAGUGAAAAGUCUGAAUGGAUACUACAAAGGAGUGAUCAGUGCUGACCUUGACGCCGCCAUUAGGGCAGCAGUAAACAAAGGAUACAAGCCACCUAAAUUCGCCAUUACAAUCAUGGUACGUUUUGGUGUAGUGUUGUCCUUGUUCUUUUUGGUUUUUCACAGUAAAAUUGGAUUAUCAGAAUCUGGUAGAAGUUCCAAAUACAUAUACGGAUCGAGAUGUGAUGCAUUUGCGGAUAUUGUCUUUGCCGUUGAUGAUUCUGGAAGUAUUGGUUCCAAGACGAACUUUGAUACGAUGAAACAUUUCAUGAAAAACGUGGUAGGGUCUUUUUCAAACAUUGGAGAUGAUGGUACUCGUUUUGGUUCCAUGUGCUUUGCACAAGAUGUCGUGAACCAUUUCCAUCUAAACAAGUAUAAAACAUGUGCAACUUUACAAGCCGCUAUACUGAAACUUCCAAUCAGGAAAGGGCAUGCAACUGCUAUAGGAACAGCUCUACAGUAUAUAAGGACUGUGAGUUUGUCAGCCACAUACAGCAGAUUUGCAGCUACGAAGAUAGUAAUAAUGUUCACAGACGGCGUCAAUACUAAAGGACCAGACCCCAAAAUAGAGGCACAGAAACUUAAAAACAAAGGCGUCUUCAUUGUAGUUGUUGCUAUUGGAAACCGUGUUAACCUACCAAACUUAAGGAUGAUAGCAUCCCGAAGUGAUUUUGUAUUUAAUCCAUCAGACUUUAACCAACUUAGAGCACUUCUUGUACGGUUAAUGCGACUUAUUGGCCGAAUUAGUAGAAUAGGACAUCGUGGACCACCUGGACUGCCGGGACCGCGGGGACCUAGAGGACCAGCUGGUCCUGCCGGAUCAAGAGGUCCAAGAGGACCAGAAGGAGCGAGUGGGAUGAAGGGAAAAGUAGGCAAAGUAGGAUCACGAGGAAUAAGAGGAAAACCCGGAGGCCUGGGAAAAAGAGGGCCUAGGGGAAAACCAGGUCUUCAAGGGAACGCCGGUAGAGCUGGCAAACGAGGACUUCCUGGGCCAGCUGGACCAACAGGACCUAAAGGAAAUUCCGGCAAAAAUGGAGAUAAUGGUACACCAGGAAAUCCGGGGUCAGAUGGAAAGAAAGGGUCUGUAGGUCCCGCUGGAGGUAGAGGUCAACAAGGAGCUAAAGGCUCUAAAGGAAAGGAAGGUCCCAUUGGACCUAAAGGUCCUGUAGGUACACCAGGGGCCAAUGGCCCAAAUGGGGCAGUAGGAGAACAAGGUCCUCCGGGCAAACAGGGACAAAAAGGUAAUAAGGGACCUCCUGGACCAGCACUACCCCCAGGACCAAGAGGUCCACCAGGACCAAGAGGUGAUCCAGGGAACCGAGGCCAAAAAGGGAAAAUUGAGAUUAUCGUUGUUGAACAAAAGGGCUACCAACCAGUAAAAGAACAAAAUCAGUACCCGUACCAGUAAAGUUUAUACCUUAUAGUCUGAAAACAGGACAAACACUUGCAUGUGAUUUGGAUCGACAACAUAAAGCAGGAAGAUAUUGUCUCUAUAUCGGAUAUUAUAUUUUAAACUGUUAUAAUAAAAACA
Molecule: messenger RNA, 2895 nt
Organism: Mytilus californianus (California mussel)
Lineage: Eukaryota; Metazoa; Mollusca; Bivalvia; Mytilida; Mytilidae
Exons: 21
Coding region: 1-2772 (923 amino acids)
Source: RefSeq, a predicted model, not a curated record